Molecule: messenger RNA, 1171 nt
Organism: Dermatophagoides farinae (American house dust mite)
Lineage: Eukaryota; Metazoa; Arthropoda; Arachnida; Sarcoptiformes; Pyroglyphidae
Cellular component (GO): cytoplasm; nucleus
Molecular function (GO): histone deacetylase binding
Source: RefSeq, a predicted model, not a curated record
UGAUGAUGAUUCUGGCCAUUUAAUGGUUAAUAAUCAAUCAAAGCCAAUGAUAGAAAAAAUGCAAAUAAUUGGCAAUUGUUUAGGCUUAUGGACUGCAAUGAUCAAUCAUAGUUGUGAUCCAAAUGCCUAUUGGGAUAUUGAUGAUGGUGGCUAUAUUACAAUCACUACAUCCAGUACAAUUAAACCAGAUACUGAAAUCAACAUUUCCUAUGGCACAUAUGCGAAUGCUUAUAAUUUUGAUGAACGACGAAAAUAUCUUUGGAAACGUUAUCAUUUUCAUUGUCAAUGUCAUGCAUGCAUGAAACAGGAGGAACAACAACAACAAAGCGGUAAUUCUCUGUUAAAUGGAUCCAUUGGAAAUGAUGAUGAUGACAAUGAUUUACCGCAAACUUAUCCUACUGGUAUUCAAUUUGGUAAAUGUUUAUAUUGUAAACAAAUUGAUGGAAAAAACUUUACCGAAGGCGGUUUUUCAAAAAUCAAUGAUGAACAACUUUACAACAAUCAACAAUGUAUGUUAUGGAAAUUUUUUUAUCUACAUUAUUGUCAACAUUACGGCGAAAAUACCGGUGAUAAUAACAAUGAUGACAUAGUGGAAACUAUCGGCAAUUUUCUAUUUGUUGGAAAAAAUUCAAAUUCUAAUUUGCUGCAUCAACAACAACAACAACGACAACAAUUUCAAAUGACAAAAAAUCGAUCAAGAAUAAUCUUCUUAGCAGCCGAAUAUUUAACAAUGACAUUCCCGAAAAAUGAUAACAUUAGUGAUGGUGAUAGUAAUAUUCGAUAUUGUCAUUGUGAUAGGUUUAUAUUGUCAUAUAAAUUGAUCAUGGAACAAUUGUAUGAUAAUAUUUUUGAAACAUUUCAUCAUUAUCAUCAUCAACAACAACAAAGACGAAUCCUAUCACUAAUGGUCCGAUUAUUCAUGAUUUCAUUGAAAAUUUUCAUUCCUGAAAACAAUGAAGAUGGUAUUAAAAUCAAUGAUCUACAUUUUAAAAUCACCAAGCUUUAUGAUCAUCUAUUUAUAAAUCAUAUGCUUAAAAUGGCCAAAUCAUCAUCAGAAAGUAGCAGUAAUGAAAUGAAUGAAGAAUUUCUGAAAAUAAUACGAUUAUCUAUGAAAUUUGAUUGAUUGUGAUUUUACAUACGGCACUUUACUUACGGAAAAUUCAAGUUACAA